AUGGCAGACUCUACCUCUCCAGCACGAGUUCUGGUGCUAAUCUCAGGUUCCGGCUCCAACCUGCAGGCACUCAUCGAUGCCGCGAACACGGACAGACUGCCGAACGUGCAGUUUGUCAGGCUCAUCGCCGAUCGCAAGAACGCAUAUGGUCUAGAACGGGCCAAAAAGGCGAACAUCCCAACGACAUACCACGGCUUCCUUCCCUACAAGAAAGACCACCAAGACACCCCCGACUCCCCGCAAACCUCACCAGCCCGUCACGCCUACGAUGCCGACCUCGCCCACCUCGUCCUCGCCGAUAAGCCGGACAUCGUUGUCUGUGCUGGUUUCAUGAGGAUCAUGACCACGUCUAUCCUCGAUAAGUUGGCAGAGGCGAAGGUCCCGAUCAUCAAUCUUCACCCCGCCAUGCCGGGAGACUUGGUCGGAGCGCAUUGCAUUGAGAGGGCGUGGGACGAGUUUCAGGCGGGGAAGCGGACGAGCACUGGCAUCAUGAUACAUUACGUGAUCGCUGAGGUGGACAAGGGAGCGCCGAUUGAGAGUGAGAAGGUGGAUAUUACGGGCUGUGAGACUUUGGAGCAGCUGCAGGAGAGGAUACAUCAGGCGGAGCAUGUGUUGAUUGUGAAGGGCACGAAGAAGGCUAUUGAGACGAGGAGGAGGAAGCAAGGUACUUGA
This is a messenger RNA of Fulvia fulva, 672 nucleotides long. RefSeq names its product Phosphoribosylglycinamide formyltransferase. The coding region runs from base 1 to 672 and encodes 223 amino acids. Gene Ontology annotation, biological process: 'de novo' IMP biosynthetic process. Gene Ontology annotation, cellular component: cytoplasm. The record is from RefSeq and is a predicted model, not a curated record. The transcript has a single exon. Gene Ontology annotation, molecular function: phosphoribosylglycinamide formyltransferase activity. Lineage: Eukaryota; Fungi; Ascomycota; Dothideomycetes; Mycosphaerellales; Mycosphaerellaceae.